This is a messenger RNA of Danio rerio (zebrafish), 2752 nucleotides long. Lineage: Eukaryota; Metazoa; Chordata; Actinopteri; Cypriniformes; Danionidae. The record is from RefSeq and is a predicted model, not a curated record.
AAGAGCAGGAUCAUUUCACAUUUUGAGAAUGAAGUGUCCUAAGUGCAGUCACGAGGCUUUGGAAAAGGCCCCAAAGUUCUGCAGUGAGUGUGGACAUAAACUGCAAUCUCAAUCUUACGAGACAACACAAGGCACUCCACAUGACAAGUCUCAAACACCAUCCAUUGUUCCUCAAAUCACAAAUGCAGAAAUGAAUGAGACUGGAUCUGAAUCAAAAUCACUGGAAAUCCAGAAUGCCAACGUAUCUCCAAAACGACCAAAUGAAAAUACCAGCCCUAAUCUAAAGAAGAAGAAAAGAAAGAAGAGAAAAAAGGAAAAGAAGAAAAAAUCUGGUGUUUCGGAAGGGCCCUCGUCACUGACCUCAGAUCUCUCUGAUAUUUCUCUAACUGAUAAAGAGAAAAAAAUGGACACCGAUCAGUCAUCUGACAGUGAUUGCUCCAGCUGCAUUGUAGAAGAUACUCCCACACCAGCUGAACCAUCCUCUCAUCUGAGCCCACCAGAGAAUGAAACGGCUGGGCCUGCACAGCUUAGCGCAUCUGCUUUAACCACAGGUUCAAGCAAAGAUGGCGAGGAGAGUAUUGGAACGACUCAAAAGCCAGUCACCGCCAGUACUUCUAAAGCGGCAUUGGGAGUAGAUCAGCAAACUAAAGAGGAAAAAGUCAAAUGUAAGGGUGAAGGCCAAAAGAGUUUGUCCGCAAAAGCACAGCAUACUCCUAAUGCUAAUGUAGACCAGAAUGCAAACGUACAGAGCGACGCAAACAUUGACAAAGACUCUCAGAAUGUAGAACCGCAGAAGAGCUCUUCAGUGAAGGCUAAGCCGAGUAAGUCAACUGUUGCUGACCUGAAGAAAACCGAAUCUGAGAAACAAAAAAGUGGUGAAAGAGACCAUGAAAAUAGCACCCAGCCUGUCUCAUCUCCCAAACUGAAAAGAAAUCAGACUGAAGAAUCACAGAAAAUGGUGUUCGGCCCAAAUAGUGCACCCAAGAAAAACCGUGGUUCAAGUGCAGAUUCAGCGAUGAAAGUUGAGAAGAAGCCCGCUGGCGGGAAAAAAGACUCUUCUUCUGACCAGAAAAGCAAGGAAAGCGAGGAUACUGAAAGUCAAUGUGUUACACUUCCAAAAAGAAAUACACGGUCAACUCAACAUAUAAGUUCCAGUGACAGACUCACCAUUUACUUUCAUGCAGUCCUCUCCAAAGACUUCAAGUUUAACCCAGAAGAGGAUUUGAUUUUUAUAAGGGCCGGUGGUCCCAUUGGAAACUGGGAAGAUAAUUUGGUUGAACUCACUGUGUCACGGGAUCUUAAAGAGCAUGGAUUUCUUGUUGAAGGGAAGUGUCAAUGCAAAAAAAAUGAUGCUGAAGCUGUGUCCAUCCCCUACAAGUAUGUUGUGUAUAAACCAAAAAAGAAGUAUGAAUCACUUUAUGAGUUGCAUUAUGAAUACAUCUACAAGCUGGAUUCAGAAGAAACCACCAACAGAUGUCUGUUUAUCAAAUCACAUCUUCUGAAUGAUGAAGGCGAAUGGCAUCAGUAUGAUGACAUCAUCUGUGCACAACCAUCUAAAAAUAUGUUUGAUUGGUUCAGAAAAACUUUAUGGUCUGAUCAGAAGAAAAAUGUACUUCAGGGAAGAAAAAUUGCUGCUAGAGUUAUGCUGGAAACUAUCUUUGACCUCCUGAGAAGCUGGAGCAAAAUCAACCUCAACAACUUCUUCAGUCAAUUCCGGCAGUUUUAUGAGGUCUACGGAAACCCUUUUGUAUUUGAAAAGAAACAAAUGAAAUGGUCCCAACUCGAUUUUGGUGAAAAGGAUGUUCGCGAGCUCCUCAAGAACUUCAUGCUGAUGCACGUGACUCCAGAGCUACAGAAGGACAGCAAGGAAAAGAGUAAAUACAUCCAGGAGCCACUGAAAGCUGGUCUCAUUAUGCUCUAUGUGUGGAAACAAUACGAUCUAGAAUUAGACUACGGUACUCUUUCUCGUCUCUGCACUGCUCUCUGCCUGCCAAAUUUACCUAAGGAUGACUUCCUGUCUCUCUGGACUGACAUAACUGAAUCAUUCUCAGAUAUGAAAAAUUUUUCUGACAUGGUGGAGGCACUGAUAAGCAGAGUGAAAGCAGGGAACAUGCCCAAAUGGAUCGUUGUAAUUCCUCUACUGCACCUUCUCAAAGGGACUUCCAAGCCAUUUGAGCAAGUGAUUACUAAGGUCAACUCAAAGUUUGAGCCGAGCUGGGCUGGACUGCAGGGACUCAGAUCAGCUAAUGUAACUUCCCUUGGAUCUCAGGAUCGCAGGGCGAUGCUGAAUAUCAUGAGAACAAAUGAACAUUUGGUGCAGGUAGACAGACUGCUGAUUCGUUCUUGGAUGUAUCUGAUGCCCUUAGAUGAUUUGGUCGAAUAUAGCUCCAUUUUCCAUGUGGAACUCUUGGACAUCCUGCAGCUUUUCACCAUGAAAUGUCCUAAUGUUAUAAACUACUCCACUUCUGAAAGUACAACUGAGGUUCUGGCACACAUUCAAAGUCAAUUGCUCGAACAAAAAUACAGCUGUCUGAGCGUGGAUUAUGGCAUUCAGUGCAUACAAGUAGCUUCCAAGCUCCUAGAGAAGAUCUGCAAUCUUGUUAAUUACUAUGGCUAUGGUCAGAAUUUCACUGAUAUUCCUGUUGCUUGCAUGAACCUGGUGGCCUCUGUGUCAGGAUUUGCUCAGGUAUUUCAUUAUGACAUUAUAUUAUCUUUGUUUUAAAGGGGACCUAUUAUGCAACAAUCACUUUUA